Messenger RNA from Nothobranchius furzeri (turquoise killifish), 14625 nucleotides. The record is from RefSeq and is a predicted model, not a curated record. NCBI's taxonomy places the organism in Eukaryota, Metazoa, Chordata, Actinopteri, Cyprinodontiformes, Nothobranchiidae.
GCGUUUUACCCCAAUAAGACGAAGCUUUUCCAUUUUGCCAACAAGAAUGUCUGCUACAGUAAAAUAUACUUUAUGAGUACACCUUUGGUGAAAUAUGCCAGAAUCAUUCAAAACCUAAACCUUUAUUUAAGUGGUGAAUGAUGAAGAUGUUUGAACACCCAAACACACAAGCUACAGCCACUCUGAGGACAGUUUGUUACAGAGGCCGUGAAAGGUGUAGUCACACCACAGCACUGAGGAGACACCUGACCUGUGGCCUGUAAGCUCCGCCUCUCCCCUCUGACAUCAUGGUUCUGAUCAGCCUGCUGUCUGUGUUAGCACAAAGCCAAAUUUAGCUCUGUGUAAUCAUUGUGGAGAGAGCUCACAUGCUGACUGAGGAUACCUACCCAGUAUAAACACACCUGCUCUGUGAUGGGCUUAAAAUGAGCUUCACGUGCACCUGAAGGGGCCUGCACACCGCCGUCAUACCACACAGACUGUAGGUAAGGUCUCCAUUUACGCCUUUGCUUAGUUCGCUGGGCUUUAGGAAGGCUCUCUGUAGUGGUCUUGUAUUAAUAUUUUCUGUUUCACCAGUCUGUUUGGGUCACUUUUUAGGACAUCUAAAAAGACGUUUAGCCGUCAACAACAUCAGUGAGCUUUACAGGGUCAAGUGUUUUCUUGACUGUUUCCCACCUGGAUGUUGUGAACCUUGAGGUCAUGGGUCAAUCAUUGAUAAACUCACUAACACCUGCAUAGUUGAGGGUGUUUUAGAGUUUUUGAUUGACCGAACGUCCCAUUGCAGUGUGUACUGAGCUGUUGACAUGGUUCUCAUCAGGGAUUUAGCAACAUGCACACUUUUUAUUGUUGUUGCACCGUUAUUGUUUACGUGUGUUUGCGCUGAAGCUCAGCAGCUUGUGCGGCAGGCAGUGAAGCACACACACCAGUCACCCUUGCAGUGAGAGUAAUGUGUUGCUUUUUGUUUUCCUGGCUGAACUGAAUUUAGUUAGAAAUGGGUCCAUUUGAGUCUUUUAUUAUCCAAAACUGGCUUUUGUCUCAUCUCCAUCCAUCUCACCAGUGCACUUUCUGUGUUAGUUACACACCACACUUGAGUGAGCAGCUGAUGAUUACAGUCUUUACAAUUAUUUGCCAUGAUGUCACAUUUUGAGACACUUCAUUUGCAUAUUUGUUUUUAAACAAAGUGUAGUUCUGCUGCAGUUCCUGUCUGAGCAGAGACUGAACUAUGGAUCUGAAGUCAAAUAGAAGCCUCUCUGAUUUUAUUGAUAUUUUGAGGGUCAGUAAAGCCUUUUAUUGUAUCUGUGGUUUUUCUGGGUGUUGAGCUACUCCUUUAAAGGCUUCGUGGUGUGGAAACAGAAGAGGAGGGGGUGGCAUGAAAUCUGGGGCAGAGGGUUGAUCAGUGCCCAAGCCCCGAUUACAGGCCGGCCCCCGGUGUGCCUCACAAUAAGAUAAUGCUAUCUCGACCCACAGGUAUUUGGUUUCAGUGGAGAGGGUAAUAACUGUCACAGAACACUGAGGAGACCUUUCAUCUCCGGGCCUCGUGUUGUCAGCCAGCAUUUGUGUGCAGUCUCUGCACAGAGGUGGCCUUUGUGCGGUAGGGUGAGGUCGUGUCACCACGAUGGCCUUAUAUCUGCCCAUAGAGACAAUAGGCAAGUUUGAUUGAAUCAAACAGCCAUCACUAUCUAAAAGGGUAGUCAACAUGGCAUGUCCAAGUUCCUGUGGUGCAACAGAGGAGGUGACGUAGUUCUGACUGAUUUAGCUGAGCCCUAGAGCAGCAGAGCUGAUAGUGAACUGUAACAAGAUUCAGUCGAGGCUUCAAACAAAGCAGACCUACUUCGUUCCUCUUUUUUGAUGCGCGAACAUCACAUUGUCGUGGUCGUCCAGCACCAUGUGGUCCACCAGGUAGUAAAGAAAGUUAAACAAACGGUUAAAUGUCAGACCUGCUCAGAGCCUUGUCCCCCUCUCCUUUCAAGGCUUCAGCUGCAAAUAUGAUGUAUUCAUCUUGGAAACGAGCAGCAGUCCGUAAUGUACUGGUGCUUUUUUAGACGUGAUAUGAGCGUCUAGUGUUUUAGAAGUCUUGUGCGGUGACUCAGACAUCAUUCAUGUCUGGAAUGAAACUCAUAUUUAGACCAAGAUGGCAAACAGCAUGGAGCCAUUCAGCCUAACUAGGACUAACUUUCCCUGGGUUGUUUUUUUCUAUAGCUAUUUAAAUUCAUUUAGUUUUCUGCAGUGUUUAAUAAUACAUCUUAGCAAACAGUAGUUUAAAUAAAUGGUUUUAUAAAAUAAUGAGAAAUACUAAACUAAACAGGUGAAUGUGUUGUUUCUUAAAGGCGUAAACCAGUAGAUCUACUUUAUUGGUGUCUUCACCUCUGCAGAUGUCCAUCAACUCGGCAGUACGCCAUGCAGCCUCGAAAAAGAAGCAAAUGCAUCCUUUUUCAAAAUAAAUUACUUAAUAGUGAUGUGUGGGUCGCGAACGAGCCGACUCUAAGAGCCGGCUCUUUGAAGUGAACGACCGGAGCCGGCUCGUCAUUGGGAGCCGCCCCCUCCCCUCUUCCUUUAGUGAAAGCUACAGACGAUUGGUCAACAUGUGUAACUGUGUGUCCAGACUGUCCACACACAGAACAGUAGGGGCGGGGAAGAGGGAGGAUCAGACUCAGACACACAGCAGAGCACAUGCGGGUGGAGGGAGACGAGAGGGAAUGAGGAGGAGGAAAAAGGAGAGAGAGAGAGAGAGAGAGAGAGAGAGAGGAGAGUGCGACGAAGACGGUGAGAAAAUGAGCGCCAGCAGUUGGAAAGUGGAGAUUUCUUAAAGUGUUCAGUUAUUAAAUCCAUAGAAAUGAUAAAUAUUUGAUAUAUUGCAUUUUUUACAUUAAUACAUUAUUUUACAUAUAUUUUUGCAUUAUUUUGGUUAUAAAUGUACUCUACGCAACUGAAACUCUGAGGAGCCACUUGGGAGCUGAAAGAGCCGGCCCUUUUUGGUGAGCUUAGCCAAAAGAACCGACUCUCUCAAAAAAGCCGUAAUUCCCAUCACUACUACUUAAGUUCCUCUGUCUGCUCAUGUCUAAAAUAGCACAGGUCUAAAUAGUCCAACGUUAUUGAAAAAGCGUAUGAAGUGGAAGAAGGCUGGAGCACUCGGGUCAAAAUAAAAAUAUUUCAUUAGUGCAAAUAAAUGAACUAACGUUUCAACAUUGCUGUCUUCGUCAGUUUGUCAUUUGAAUGAAGCACAGUGUGUAAAUUCUUAAUUUAAUGCUAAAGCCAUUUGAAAUGAGCACCGUUCCUGAGCUGACGCCAUCUUUGUUGUUUGUCACAGCUCUGGCGUUAAGCCCAUAGGGAGCCUAAGUCACGCCCACCUACUUCCACACCAUGGGUCCCCGGAAGAACGAAAAAUUGAAUACAAGUCCAGGGUUUUUCCUGCAUUCAAAUCUGCGUGAUGGCCGCCUCCAGCUAAUUUUGUGCCGCCCCAGCCUGAUUUCACUCUGCCCCAGCUAUAUGGAUGUUAUUUUAACUGCAGUUGCAGCGUUGCGCCACUAAAGGGGCGCUAUAUUAGCACCGAUGCACCGAAAAGCACUAAAACUGCUGCAGACAAAGAUCAAAAAUUGCUUUUCUCGCUAGUUACAUAUCUAUGGUUGGUGCUAUUGACAUCCUGAUUUUCCCCCAGGCUCUUCCAUAUCAGUGCAGGGCUGUACAGCGCGACAAAUAAAACAGUCUGUGCGUGUCUAUUUUUAAACGUAGCACUGCAACAUCUUUGAAUUAUUAUUUUCCCCAGAACUUUAUUGAAAAAAAGUAGGUUGUGUGUAAGAAAAAUGCUUUUUACUGGCGCACAGUGUGGUAAUCUGGAUGCAGUGGAGGAAAAGACAGGAACCAUCAAAGGCAGAACCAGUCCAAAGUUUGGGAUCAAAAGUGCAGCUACAUACAGAUUAGCUAAUGCUAAAGCUAAAGGGUAGCAGUCUCGUGAUCAAGUGGUGCACAGAAAAAUAUAUGAUGAUCGUAAAACUAAGAAAGACUAAACUCUACAAGCAGAUGAAAAGUCCCCACCAUACUGUUUAUUCUGCAUCCUGCAGCGCUACGGGUCAGAACCGCUGCAGAUACGAGUCACAUUACUGCUGCAAGUCUGCUCCACACACAGGAGCAGGAAGUACGGCAAGCCGUUGUACUAUAUAAUUCGCAAACGCAUCUAUCUUUGAACAUAAUUGUUUGAAUGCUGAAAAGCAUUCAAACUAUUGUUUUCCUGUUUCUCUUUAUUCUUCCAUAUUCUGCUUCCGUACACUUUUUGAACCUCUUCUUCUCCUUCAAAUUUUGAGCUAUUUCAACCAUUUUAUAUCAAAAUGUUCAGCUUGUUAAGCUCUUUCCGGCUAUUACUUUUGGCAUUGAUAUCUUUCAAAUUGUUCGAGUUAUUAAGCUUUUACUGCGAAAAUUUUCCCAUUGAAAUGAAUGGGAUUGGUCAAUUUUCAGCAAAUUCCUAUCACUUUUUUGACCUCAAACUCUAUAGGGUUCCUUUUAACUUAGAGACUUCAUUCAAAGUUUAACAAACUCACAAGACUUUCCCGUUUAACAUAUUAAAGAGGCUUUUUGAUAUCUUUUACGGUUUUUCUAAAAUCGCAGGUAGAAGUUGAGGUACGACUUGAAAUUUUCAGAAAAAUUCACAAAAGUUAUAAUGGGGAAAGAUAGGACCAGUGACCCUCCCUUGCUCCAUUUCCGGCGUUGUCCCGAGAGAACCGUAGGUCCGAUUGAAAUGGGACACACGCUGGCUUACAGUUAACGAAUAUAGCUUCGUUUUGAGCUAUAAUUCAUGACUGUACUCCAAACACUGUGGUCGUACGGUUUGUUUGUUUGAGAAAAUUCAAAUUUAUAAAAAUGUCUCCCACUCUAACUUAAGAAUUCCUCACUGUACCUUUUGAACUUCACAUCUUCUGUGAACAGCUCUUUACUACCCCCAGACCGUUUGGACUACCAAAACAAAUUAUAACUCAAAAAGUAGGAAUUUUUGUCCCCCCCCUCACACAAAGUUGUCCCCCCUACAAAAGUUAUUGUAAAUGUAUAAAUGCUAUCAGUAAACCUGUAUUGUCUUCUAAAACCACAAUGUAAAAGUUAGUCUGCAAAUACAAAACAAUGUGUUUUUAAUUCUUGAGAAAUUAUAGUCCACCCCACCCCCCUCCAAUUCCUCAGGUUGGUACGGUCGGUCCACACGAGCUGUUUCCAACGGGCGGGGCUGCCGGCUUUGCCUCGCUCACAGCUUCACAGCAGCCCGCAGGCUCACAGGAAGCGGGAAUCAAAAAGCCAGCGGUUUCCAGCAUGUCCAGGGACAUGAAACUCAAUCCACAGCAAGCUCCCUUGUAUGGCCGUUGUCUUGUCACAGUGCAGCUCUCUGAUGACGAGCUAGCUGCAGAUGGAGAGGGCGUGGACUACUUCCUGCUGUUUGCUGGCAGCACACAGAGACAUGUGACCAGCACCCUACGAAGCAGUCAUGAUACCUUACAGGCGCUAUGUCCUGCUCAUGACUGCUGCGAGGUGGUGUUGGUCACCUUGUGCUUAGCCACCCAAAAUACCUCUGAGGCCUCGGAGGACCAUCCUGGUCAUGUGGCUCCAUUGGCCAAGCAUCGAUUCAGCUUUGUCCAGGAUCUGGCAUUUGACAUGGCCCAGUUUCUGGUGAGCACAGCAGGUCGGCCUGACAGUCUUGAUGGCGCUCUGCUGCUCGAUGAGUGUAAGAUUCCUCUGCAGGAAUGUGAGCGGCUGGAUGAAAACCUGGCUCUGGCCCUCCACCACCUCCCACUGCCACCAGCAUGGAGCUUGCUUGGAAGCAAAUGGACCAGCAGCACUGACCUUAGUCCUCAGGAGACGCUGCUGCAUUUCUCGGCGCGGCGUGGCCUCUCCCGGGUGACACGCUUUCUGCUGCAGCAGCCCGGAGCCAGAGAGGCCCUUCAGCUGGCCAACAAAGAGGGCCACACGCCAUCUGCUGUUGCAGCGUCACGGGGACACGAGCACGUUCACCAGAUUCUCACAAAGGCUGGGGCUAAUGCAGAGACGGACAAGGCCACUGAAGCUGCUCUUCUGGUUUCUGGGGAAGCCUGGGUGUUUUGCCACCUCCCCACAUUAAACACACACACUCUGACAGUGAAGGUCCUGCCCGGCUGUGAGGCUCCAUCCUUUCAGAAGAGCGUGGAGCAUCUGCUGCACUCCAUUUCCCACCUCCACACCAAGGGAGUUGGUGUUCUGGAGCUACAGUUGGACUCUCUUCACACUGCUGCUGAAUGCUGUGAUGGUGUGAAAACAGACCUAACCUGUCAGGAGCAACUCCAGCAGCCCUGUGUGACGUCACCUCGCUUGGAUACAACCACUGAAAGCAGCCAGGGAGAAAACAACAAAGUGGAAUGUAGCAUCACUGCUGUUUGUGAGCUCGGUGAGAUCGAGAAAGGCUGGAGUCUGAGUUCAGAAUUACGCCCCCUGGAACACGGCCUCUGCCCCCCACAGGAUCAGGUGUGUCUCGGUUCAAGCGCUGAGGGAGAGCCGACCCAAACGGAGCAGGAGGGGGGUGCCGUGUCUGGCCAGAAUCUGAAUUUGUGUGACGGGAGUGACGGGGCAGAGGGUGAGGCUGGGGCGGAGAGUGUCACUGUGGGAAUCCUAGCAGCAGCAAGCUGUGGUAAACAUGCAGAGGAAACUGAUAGAGGAGAGGCUGUGAUCCAGGAAGAGCAGGAGGCCAAGAAGGGAGAGGACCAGUCUGAGCAGGAAGUAGAGGACGACACGGCCAGGAGGAAGGAGGAGAGCAUCCUUGAGUCAACACCUCUAAUCACUGCCGGUGGGGACACGAACACUUCAGUCAUGGGCCAGUCUCUGUUCUCAGGGAGCUCCGAAGCUUCAGACUCCUCCGAUUCACAAGGGAAGGCUGAAGAUGUGAAGAAAGACACAAACAUUAGCCAGGAAGAUGGAGGUGGUGUAGCUGAAGAGGACGUAGGGAGUGAAGAGUUAACAGACCCCGUAUCAGCCCCGAGGGACACACCCAGUCCACCUCCGAUAGGCUGCAGUGAUGUAAUAGAGGAGCGUGAGUCGGCUGCUCCAUGUCUCCUGAUAGAAGGCCUCCAUGAGGGGGAACCUCCGCCAGACAUAAACAGCCAUGAACAAAACCAGGAAACAGCUGGUAGGAAUUAUGGAGCAGAGCAGCAGCAGGGCUUGGCUUCAGAAGCUGCUCGUCAUUCUGGGAAUUGUUCUAGAGCUGUGAGCGGUAAAGAGCUGGAUGGUGAGGACUUUUCUGUUCAAAGGGAAGGUUUUCUUUCAGAUCAACCUGAGGAAACAGACAUUUGGGCUCCUGGCAGUGCCUCGGAGGACACACAGGGUGAUCUGAACUCGGAGGCAUCUCCAGAGAACAUGGUGACUAAAAAAGCAACAGAUCCUGAGUUGGGCGUGGCCCAUGGCCACUCCAGUGACGAUGAAGGUAGCUUUAGAUCUUUUGGAAGCUCUUCAACAGAAGUCUUUAACUCUGCUCAGGACAAUCACACAGUGGAUGAAGAGGACUUGCUCCACACGAAGGUGACUGAACCCUCCUCAACAGACCACAAAACCGAGGACCUAAAUCGUUUAAAACCGACUGAAACCAAUGAGCACCCUUUAAAUGUGGAGUCAGGGCUCUCCUUGGAGUCUGGUCCUUUCGGUGAACAGACUCCUUCAGACUGCAUCGAGGGUAACCCUGAAGCUGAAUCACAGCCCCAGAUGGUGGGGACCACCGUGGACCAGAUCCCAGAGCUCACUAAGGAGGGUUUGUUUAUGGAACCAGUGAACAAGGAAGCUUCAACGGAGAAUAUAGGAGAGGUUGGUGAGUCUGGCAGCUCUGAGCUGAAUAUAAGGAUCCAGGGUAGUACAUCAGAGCUGGUCCCAUCUUCACCAGGACCAUGGGCCACAGAGGAGAGCAACGACGACGUUCCACAGAUGGACACUGGUGAUAAACCAGUGGGAACAGAGGAGAGUGGGAAUGUACAGUGUGUGCUAGCGCAACUCGACCGGGAAGACCUAGACAGGACAUCUGAUCAGAGGUCAGCUGUGAAUCACCUCGCUGUCCUGCUUUCACAAGAUGCCAGCACAGAGUCAAACGGAGACAGUCUACCUGAUCUGGAAGUAGAACCACAUGUUCCCAACACUGAAGCAACUGCAGACAUUGACACUGAAAAUCCAACAACUGGAGAUGUGGUGGGUGGAGUCCCACAUGGCUUCCCAGGGAGCAGUAGUACUCAGCAAGCUGUGGAUGUCCUCAGUGCUGGAGACGCUGUGAGCAGCAAGGAGGAGGAAGAAAACAGCCCAGCAGAGGAACGGGACUCCUCCACGAUCCACCGAGACGGAGAAGCGUCGUUCCAUCGGCCCUGCAGCCCUCACCACUCAGAGUCCUCCAUGUCUUCAGCAUUUCCCAGUUUGCCCAGCAGAACCAGCAGUUCCACCAGCUGCCCAUCCUUCGCCCACAGAGAUUCUGGCAGCGACAUCGAGAGCCUUCUGAAUUCAGAGCUGGGCUACAGCGGCAUCUUCCCAAAGAGCGAUGAACGAGUGACCGGAGGAGACAGCGCCAGCGAGGUUUCUGUCUCUUGCUCCUCCACAGAUGACACGGCUAGCGUCGGCCCGUCCAGCUCCAGCCCAGAGGACAGCCAGGGCCUGGGUUGUAGCUGGAGCCCAGAGGAAGGCACUCAGCCCAGGGACACUGCCGGCGUAGACGUUGGUGGAGGAGCAGGAGAGGCUGAAGAGGAGGCAAAAGAUAGAGUGACAGAGGUGCCACGGCGGUCCUGUCUUUUCCGGAACAGCAUCCGCUCACUGUCACCUCCUCGUCGCCACAGCUGGGGUCCAGGGAAGAACAACGGAGGAGAAGCAGAGCUGAACCAGAGAAGUUCCAUUCGUAGCCCUGGUGAGAGGAAGCCGGCCUUUCACAGGAGAAGCUACAGCUUAGAGGGGCUCAGUGGGGUCCAGGAAGAGCUGAGGGGCUCCACCAGCCAAGGGCCCCGGAUCCAGGAGCCUUGGAGGAUGCCCCGACAUGACAGUGAGGACAGGGUCUCCCUGGUCUCUCUGACAGAGGAGCAGGAGGAGCGGGAGGAGCACAGCAGGCAACGUGACCUGAAGCUACGGCGGUACCGGCCCCUGAGAAGCAGCUGUCCUUCCAUGACCCUGCCCCUGACCAAGUCUGUGUCCAUGGUCACCAUCAGUCAUAAAGACAGCGAUGGCACAAGGUCAUUUUCCAGUACCUCUGGAUCAGUAGCAUACAGCAUAUCGGAGGAGGAGCCUGGACCUCUGCGGAAUGACAAUGAGGGCAAGAGUGUGACAAAAGUCAGCCGGACCUUCAGCUACCUCAAGAAUAAGAUGUACAAAAAGACAAAAGAAAAAGAGCGGGAGAAGAAGGACAAGGAGGGACAGGGGAAGGACAAGAAGACGGUGAACGGUCAUCUCUUCACACAAGUGUGCUCGAACGUGGCCGCCCAGUGCUCCCAGUGCAAUAAGGCUUUAGCGAACAAAGAUGUACUAUUGUGCUUAUACUGUAACUCUUCCAUCCACAAGAGCUGCAGGGACAGUCUGCCUGUUUGUGCCAAGGUGAAGAUGAAGUUGCCCAAGCAGCCGCCUGCAGCGAGCGACUCCAGUACCCUUCCUGCAGUCACCAUGAGGAGCAAACCUGUUGCGACAAGGGAGCGUCCCUGGUCAGCCAUCUUGUCCCCUGAAGACUCAUCGACUCUGAUCCCAGCGUCCCGCAGACACACCGCCGUCAUGCCUUUUCAUGGGAACAACCUCUCCAAGAGCCUCUCCAUCAGCAACAUUUCAGGCCCAGCGUUUGAUGAGGUGCCCAUUAAAAGCCGGCAGUUCCUCUCUCAGUCCACCGACUCGCUCAACAGGAUGGUCACGGUGUCCAUGGAGUCCCUCGCUGAUGAAGGAACAGAGAUGAUGGACGGGCAGCUGAUGGGAGAGUAUGACGAAGACGCCAAAGAGCUGGAGGCCGAUUCGUGGAGUUUGCUUCUGGAGCAGCAGUAUCUACAGCAGCUGGACAAAGACCUGGUGAAGAGACAAGACGUCAUCUACGAACUGAUGCAGACCGAGAUGCACCACAUCCGCACGCUGCGCAUCAUGUCAGACGUGUACAGACAUGGCCUGGUGAAUGAGGUGAAGUUGGAGCAGCAGCUGGUUGGGAAGCUGUUCCCAGUUCUCGAUGAGCUGCUGGAUCUCCACAUGCAGUACUUCCAGUGUCUGGUGGAGCGGAGAAGGGAAAGCAAGGAGAGCCAGCAGGAAGGGGAAGUUCUGGAGGGAUGUGUGGUCAUCAGCAGGAUAGGAGACAUACUGGUUAGCCAGUUCUCGGGAUCAAAUGGUGACGCCAUGAAAAAGGUUUACGGAAAGUUCUGCAGCCGCCACAACGAAGCUGUUAAUGUCUACAAGGACCUCCUGACCAAAGACAAACACUUUAAAGCCUUCAUCAAAAAAAAGGGUAGUAGCAGCAUCGUGCGGAGGCUCGGUAUCCAAGAAUGCAUCCUGCUGGUGACCCAGAGGAUCACCAAGUACCCCGUGCUGUUUCAGAGGAUCCUGCAGCACACUAAAGAGAACGACGAAGACUACGAUGACCUGAACGAGGCGGUGCGGUUGGUAAAGGAGGUGAUUGCAGCGGUGGACAGCAAGGUGAAUGACCACGAGAAGAAAUGUCGUCUGAAGGAGUUCCACAGCCGCAUGGACAGCAAGUCCAUCAUGAUUUUGAAAAGCGGCCAGAUGUUUGCCAAGGAGGACCUGGUGAGGAGAAGGCUGAUCCACGAGGGGCCGCUGCAGCUGAAGAACUCCCAGGGACGACUCAAAGACGUCCAUUCUCUGUUACUCUCAGACGUCUUGGUCUUCCUGCAGGAGAAAGACCAGAAGUACAGCUUUGCCAUGCUGGACCAGCGCUCCACAGUCCUCUCCCUCCAGAAGCUAAUUGUCAGGGAGGUGGCUAGGCAAGAGCGCGGCCUCUUCCUCAUCACGGCAGGCACCGAGAAGCCAGAGAUGAUGGAGGUUCUGGCCAGCUCCAAGGAGGAACGCAACACCUGGAUGCAGCUCAUCCAGGCCGCCAUGCAGUCUAUGGAAAAGGACGAGGAUGAAGGGAUUCCCAGUGAGACGGAAGAUGACAAGAGACAGCUAGAGACCAAAGCCAAAGAGAUGAGAGAUAUGUUGAGGCAGAAGGACACAGAGAUCAUGUCUCUGUUGGAGGAGAAGGUGCGGCUCUUUGAGGAAAUGUGGGAGGGCUCGAGCCCAGGCGAGGAGGCCUGCCGGCAGGUCCAGCCUUUCUUCAGGUCAGCCUGCAGCCAGGAGCCGCCCCGGGGGGCGUCCAUCAUGAAGGACGCUCUGCAUGAAGUGGAGACGUUACAGACGCUGGUGAACGGCAGCCUGGGGGGAGCGAUGGCCAGCGUCCAUGAGGCAGGAGGCUCAGGGCCCGUGUGUCUGCCCCGUCGAGCCGAGACCUUCGGGGGCUUUGACAGUCACCAGAUGCACAGCAGUAAGACAGGCGGAGACAGAGAUGAGAGCGAGGACACGGCAGGAGAACUGCGUAGGACAGAGUCCGACAGCGUUUUAAAGAAGGGAGGAAACGCCAACCUGCUGCAGCUGCUGAAGAGGAACAGUGAGCAGGUUCUCCACAGCGUCUCCAACCUGCAUCUCCUGCUCAGCACUCUGCAGGCGGUGGUGGUCCAGCAGGACAGCUAUAUAGAGGAUCAGCGACAGGCCCUGAGUGAGCGCUCCGCCUCCUGUGCGUCUUUGUUGCGGCCCUCCUCGCGUCCUGGCUCACUGAUUGAACAGGAGAAGCAGCGCAGCCUGGAGAAGCACCGGCAGGAGCUGACAUCCCUGCAGAGACAACAGGCAGCUCACGCUGAGGAGAGGAGGAGGAGGGAGAGGGAGUGGGAGCGCAGGGAGCAGCAUCUCUCUCAGAGGGAGGCGCUGGUGCACUUACAGGAGGAGCAGAUGCAGAAGCUGCAGCAGGAGCUGGAGGAGGAGCAGCAGGAGCUGCACAGCAAAAAGGAGGAGUACCAGAAAGACCUGGAGAGACUGAGAGAUGCUCAGAGGAAGCUGGAGAGGGACAAGGACUCAGUGAGGCGGCAGAUUGACAAGAUGGAGGAGAGAACUCCCUCCACAACAUCCGAUGAGUCUCUGUUCCCCGGCAGCUCCCAGUCCCUGGAGCUGGACCCACUGGAGCUCUCCUCCUCCUCCUCCUCCUCCUUGUCCAGGUUACAACCCCAGCGCUCCAAAACCAAAGGGAAGGGCCUGAAUCCCUUCGCCUCCACCUCCUCCAGCCUGAAGGGUGGCGAGGCCAACAAUCAGAUCUCCAAGAGCUUCCUGCAGCUGGGAAAGAACAAGAGCAAAGAUGGGAAGAAGAAGAAAAAGAGCAAAGGGGGGACCCCCCAGACAGCAGAUCCCCAGUGUGUCCCGGCUCCUCAUAUCGAUGGGGAGAUCUUCUUCUGCUGAGGCACUGUGCUGACCUUCUCCUCCUCUUAGUCAUCGCCACGGACCUGCUACAAUUCCCUGAGUGGAGUGUGUUCCUGCCAAGUGAAGCCCCCCCCCCCCCCCCCCCCCCCCAGACUCUACAAAGUGACAUGCAACCGCCACACCGCUGGGAUCCUCUUCGGAAGGGCCUGGCUAAUUCUCCAAACCUCCUCCAUGCAACAAUAAAGGGAAAAGUUUAAUUUUAAAGUGAAAAACCACUGAUUUUAGUUAAUAGAGGCGGUCAUUUUAGGGUUUUAUUAUCCUGGGACUCAGUCAUGACUCACAUAACUGCCUGAUUCCACAAAGAAAUGUUUAAACCUCCUUAUUUUUAGACACCAUCUCAGUGAAAAUGCGACCGGCCACCCUCCCCCCUUUUGGAUGAAGCUCCGCCCACAUAAGGGGCUGCUCAUUCACACCAUCAGGAGGUUUUUCCGUGUGACUUCAGCCAGAUGCACAGACACAGCUGACUCCCACUGCCGCUCAGAAACGCAUCUGAAUGUCAGAGAAUUCCACGCGGCACCGGAAAGUCCUCACCGCUAAUCACAUUCAUUAGCUGCUAAUUGAAGACUGCAACCACUGAAGGGAAAUGCUGUUGUCGUGGCAACAUUUCUUUAUCUGCACAGUUUCCCUCCAAUAUGAAGCGUGAUUACAUCCUCUGAAUUAGCCUGUAGUUUGUCAGCAGAAUGGAUUUGGCCGCUGAUGGGUGAGGUAAUCCUCUGUGAUGGCUUCAUGCCAUCAGUCACAGCCCAUGAUGAGGUUUUCAUGUAUUUAAAUCAUGUUGUCUUCAUUUUGGAGUGAAACUUCAGAUUUUUUCAGACUGUGCAGUAAUGAAAGGAUUGAGCGGCGCUAUCUCUCCGUGUCAAACGGCUCAAUUCAUAUCCUUUUAGUGUGUUGUAGAACCAUGGAUGGAUAUUAGCUUGAUCCCCGCGUUAUCUGCCCGUCGGUGAGCUUUUCUGCAGCCCUCAUCCUUCAUCAGAGCGCAGACGAGGGGCUUUCCUCCAUGUUUUAAUUGCAUGUAGCUCUGCAGGUGGCAUACUAAUGUCUGAACCUCUCACAGCUCUGCUUACAGAGUCGGUGCACGCACUGCUGAGGACGAAUCUGUUGAUUUAUCAGCUUUUUAAUGACCACAUUUGAGUCUGAUCAUUUCACUUUAUUCACUCUGUGUUUUUCAGCACUUUGGUCCCAAAGCAGUGAUUGGUUUGUUUUUAAUUGGUUUGAGUCGAGAGGAUUUUACUUUUCUGCUUUGUUUUGUGUUUGUAGUCGUUGUUUAUUCAAAGAGCGACGAUGUGUUGGAGUAAAGAACCAGCUGGUGGCUCUUCUCAUGUGUCUCUGGAAGGACCUGUCCUUUUAUUUUGGACCCACCCAGCCCAUGUUCAGGGCAGCACAGGUGCCUGCUGGACAGGUAGCCUCCCUCCCCUCCCGUCUCAUUGAAGUCCCUGCUCGUGGACUCUGGAUCCAGGUGGUACCUGGUCCUGUUAGCAGCUUACGUGGCCUGAUGGAUGAUGGGUUUGGUGAAAUUCCCCUCCCAUUCCUUCAGGUGUGUUCUGACCACCAGGGAGCGCUGCACCUAUAAACAAACUCCUCUCCCCUCCUGCGUCUCCCUGCCGCCGCACGUCUGAUUUCCCAGCGGGUCACCGCCGUAUGGAGAAAACGUGAUGCUCUGUGACAUUUCCCGUCUGCUUUUGUAAUCGACUGAAGGAACAAAUAAGUUGUCAGAUUAUAAUUCAGAGAAACAGCUUUAAUGUAGGGCGAAGACGAGGCUUAGACAAGCCCCUUUCUCCCAGGGACAAUCAGAGCUCCCUCACCGAUGGCCAGCCUGUCCAUGAGACCGACGUGUCCAUCAGGUGGACCCCACAUAGCCUUAAUGACUAAAUGCACUAGAGUAGAAGCCAGCGUGUCCUCAGGAGGAAUGAGGAGAGCUUUGAUACCUCUGUUUUCAGUCAAAGGAAAUGUUUGUACUAACUGGUACACUUUUGUUCCUCAGCAAUGUAAAAAAAAAGGGCAAACUGUAAAUAUGAUUAAUGUAUAAAACAAAUCCAGUGUAAAAAAAAACUAAAACUAAUGGUUUUGAUUUGUGAUCUAUUGCAACAUUUUGUAAGAAUGUUUUAUUUAUGUAUUCUCCUCAUCCUCGAGUGGUGAACAACGUAAAGGCAUAUUUCUCACAAUAAAAAAAAUGAUGAUAAUGCA